GGGAGGCUCCCGCAGGGCCCCCGGGCACCCCGGGGCGGGUUCGGUGCUCGGAGCCCGUGCAACCGGUACCGGGGCUGGCAGCGGGGACCGCGGGGGGAAACGGCGGCGCCUCUCCCCGCCGCCAGGGGGCGCCGCAGCCCCGCGCCCGGACGCCAGGGGGCAGCAGCGGGGAGGGGCGGGGCCUCCCGGCGCGGGCGCAGUGCGCAGAGCGGCGGCACCGGGACGGCACCGGGGGGACGCCGCGGGGCACUAUGGCCGUAGGCACGGGCACGUCGCUGGCGCUGUCGUCGCUGCUGUCGCUGCUGCUGUUCGCCGGGAUGCAGAUGUACAGCCGGCAGCUCGCCUCCACCGAGUGGCUGACGAUCCAGGGCGGGCUGCUGGGCUCCGCGCUCUUCGUCUGCUCCCUCACAGCCUUCAACAACCUCGAGAACCUCGUGUUCGGCAAGGGCUUCCAGGCCAAGAUAUUCCCGGAGAUCCUCACCUGCCUCUUGCUGGCUCUCUUUGCCUCCGGCCUCAUUCACCGUGUCUGUGUGACCACUUGCCUCAUCUUCUCCAUGGUCGGCCUCUACUACAUCAACAAGAUCUCCUCCACUCUCUACCAGUCCGCAGCGCCCAUCGCUGCCCCCGCCAAGGCCGUCGGCAAAGGCAGGAAGAGGAAUUGAUGUCCUGCAGCCCCCUCCCCUCCCCGCCGGGCCCAAUAAAGCCAUUUCUUUGUA
Messenger RNA from Pezoporus occidentalis (night parrot), 716 nucleotides. RefSeq names its product keratinocyte associated protein 2 (gene KRTCAP2). The record is from RefSeq and is a predicted model, not a curated record. Bases 252 to 662 code for a protein of 136 amino acids. The transcript is spliced from 5 exons. Lineage: Eukaryota; Metazoa; Chordata; Aves; Psittaciformes; Psittacidae.